Messenger RNA from Vespa velutina, 2620 nucleotides. RefSeq names its product aromatic-L-amino-acid decarboxylase-like. NCBI's taxonomy places the organism in Eukaryota, Metazoa, Arthropoda, Insecta, Hymenoptera, Vespidae. Gene Ontology annotation, biological process: amino acid metabolic process. The record is from RefSeq and is a predicted model, not a curated record. The coding region runs from base 585 to 2438 and encodes 617 amino acids. The transcript has 13 exons. Gene Ontology annotation, molecular function: pyridoxal phosphate binding; carboxy-lyase activity.
AAUAAAACGAUUUUUCAAAUUUAUCGGACGUUCCUGUAAAAAUCUACGAUAAAGUUCAUUGAAAGAAAGUCCUUCGCGAUUGCGCAGGACUCUCGCGAUAGAUAACGAGAAAUUUUCGCACCCCCUCUCGCGCUUAUAUAUACGACCAAGAUGAUCUGCGAAAGUUCGUAUUAUUCGAUCGUUCCUCGUUUCACCAUAAACUCUCAUAUUUCUCUAUCUGCUCCUAUCUAUCUAUCUAUCUAUCUAUCUACAUAUUUACAAAGUUCUGUGCUAACUUUUUCUAUGCAAGAAAAAAGACCGUCGGUCUUAAGUUAAAUACAAAAAUAAUUUGAAAAAUUUUAUUAUCCACCGAGUGAUUUUAAAAUCAAAGUGAUCUAUAUUAAUCACAUGUGUGUUUGUGUUUAUAUGUGUCUGUGCGUUAAGACAAUGUACCCUUCAACGUCAAAAUUUGUUUAAAAAAAAAAAAGUGAUACAUUCAACAAACAAAUAAAUAAAAAUCUCUUUAAACGUUUUCUCGAUUAUCAUAGAUUUCCUUUUUUCUUUUUUUUUUUUUUUGUUGAAUUUAAUCAAAGGAUCCGUUCAAAAUGGACAUCGAAGAAUUUCGAAUUCGUGGAAAAGAAAUGGUGGAAUAUAUAUGCGAAUUUAUGAGUAAUAUUCAUAAUCGAAGAGUAACACCAGAUGUUGGUCCUGGAUACUUGAGACCAUUAUUACCUUCUGAAGCACCCCAACAACCUGAAGCAUGGGAAGAUAUCAUGAAAGAUGUUGAAUCUAAAAUCAUGCCAGGAAUCACACACUGGCAACAUCCAAGAUUUCAUGCAUAUUUCCCAGCUGGAAAUUCUUUCCCAUCGAUUCUUGGUGAUAUGCUUUCUGAUGCGAUUGGAUGUAUCGGUUUUUCUUGGGCUGCUAGUCCAGCUUGCACAGAGCUAGAAACAAUAGUUUGUGAUUGGUUCGGUAAAGCCAUUGGUUUGCCAAAUGAUUUUCUAUACUUUAACGAGACUAGCAAAGGUGGAGGUGUCAUACAGGGUUCUGCAUCGGAAUGUAUUUUGGUAUGCAUGUUAGCUGCAAGAGCUCAAGCUAUUGCUAGAUUAAAAGAAUCAUCAGCUCAUACACAUUUGGAUGAAACUGCAUUAUUAGGAAAAUUAAUGGCUUAUUGUAGUCGAGAAAGUCAUAGUUCCGUUGAAAAAGAUGCUAUGAUUUCCUUCGUUAAAUUAAGAAUUCUAGAACCUGAUGAGAAAAGUGUACUUCGUGGCGAAACUUUAAGACAGGCUAUCGAAGCUGACACCGCAGAAGGUUUCGUGCCCUUUUUUGUUUCUACAACCCUUGGCACAACUGCUUGUUGUUCCUUUGAUAAUUUAAAGGAAAUUGGUCCAAUCUGCAAAAAAUAUCCUGGAAUUUGGUUACAUGUAGAUGCAGCAUAUGCAGGGAAUGCUUUUAUCUGUCCAGAAUUAAAAUAUUUGAUGGCUGGCAUUGAAUAUGCAGAUUCAUUUAAUACUAAUACAAAUAAAUUCUUAUUAACCAACUUUGAUUGUUCUUGUCUAUGGGUAAAAGAUAGAUUCAAAUUAACAAGUGCCCUAGUCGUUGAUCCAUUAUAUCUUCAACAUACACACGCUGAUACUGCAAUAGAUUACAGACACUGGAGUAUACCAUUAAGUAGACGAUUUCGUUCAUUAAAAUUAUGGUUUGUUAUGAGAAACUAUGGAAUAUCUGGAUUACAAUCGUACAUUCGCAAUCAUUGCCAACUUGCAAAGAGAUUCGAAGCUUUGGUGAGGAAGGAUUCAAGAUUUGAAAUCUGCAAUGAUGUUGUGUUAGGUCUGGUAUGUUUCCGAGCAAAAGGUUCUGAUAAACUUAAUCAAAAACUUCUAAGUACCAUUAAUGAUUCAGGAAAGAUACACAUGGUACCGGCUCGUGUAAAUCAACGUUAUACGAUUCGUUUUGCUCUUGCUGCACCAAAUGCAUCCGCUCGUGAUGUUGAUCUAGCUUGGUCCAUUAUAACAGACUACUUGGCAGAAUUAUUAGAAUCUAAGGACGUGAUGGACGAGUUAGCUGAUAUUCGCGAGAAGAAAAGGAAAGCUACAUUGGAACAAAGACGAUCUUUUUUCGUUCGCAUGGUGUCUGAUCCAGCUAUACAACCAGGCUUUACCAAAACACCAAACAGAACUGGAGCAAAGCUUGAUACUCAAGCAACAAUCGGCGGUAUUGGAACAAAUACGAACACUGCAACACAUUCGUGGAUAUCUUGGCCAUUAGCAUAUUUGAUGAAUUCAAGAGAUGGAACUGAUACAAAUGAAUUAUCAUUAAGAUUUCGGCAUUUGGAUACAAUGGUAAGAUUGAAAGCAAGUGGUACUGGAAGCAGACGCGGUAGUAGUAAUGGAUGUAGCCCAGAACCAUCACCAACAGCUUCACCAUCUCGUGGAAGAUCACCGAACGGCAGAACGUAAUAAUUAGAACUAUCAUGAUUAGAAAAUCCUGUAAAAACAAUUUCUUUUAACAUUCCCUGUAUUUCGAAAUAUAAAUAAUGACACCGAAGAGAAAAAUAGUUCAAUUAUCGUUAAAUUUCUGUUCGUUCGAAUAUAUCAAUACUGCCGCCUAUAAUACAAAUGCAAAAAUUGUUUCUCAAUGG